ACAGCUUACAAAACAACAAAUAGAACUCCGUGAAGCUUUUCGGCUCUUUGACAAAGAUGGUGACGGCUCCAUUUCUACAGAAGAACUCGGGACAGUCAUGCGCAACCUGGGACAGUUCCCUUCCAUGGACGAACUGAACCAGAUGCUUAAGGAAAUUGACAUCGACGGCGAUGGCUCUUUUUCAUUUGAAGAGUUUGUCCAGGUCAUGGCGAAUGUAGGUGGGAUCAGUGAAAACAGUGAACAGAAUGAGGAAGAAGAACUUAGGCAAGCUUUUAGGGUGUUUGACAAGUCCGGAUGUGGAUACAUUACACCGUCUGACCUCAGAGCUGUGCUACAGUGUAUGGGCGAGGAACUGACAGAGGAAGAAAUUGACGAGAUGAUCGCAGAGGUUGACAUCGACGGAGAUGGCAGGAUUGAUUUCGAAGAGUUCAUUACCUGCAUGAGAAGUGACGAUGAAGAGGAUGAUGACGACAAUGAUGAUGGCACAGAAACCGAGUUGGAAGGUAACGACGAGGACGACGAGGAGGAGAAAAGAAACGACUCUCCUAGUAUCUAA
This is a messenger RNA of Candidula unifasciata, 556 nucleotides long. The record is from the annotation of a GenBank genome assembly. NCBI's taxonomy places the organism in Eukaryota, Metazoa, Mollusca, Gastropoda, Stylommatophora, Geomitridae.